AUGGCGCCAGUUGAGUCUUCAGAACAUACUGCUACCACGAUAGCAGCACUCAUCUCCGGCAAGAAUGACGUCGAAGUCUCUGAGCUAGACAAAUCAGGUCAUGUUCAGAAACGAUGGCUACAUGAGCCAAGCGGUCGUAUCAUUCACAUCCGUCCGCAGGGCCACACAAACGACCUCUUUUCACGCUCGCUGCGGGAAUGGAAGAAGAUUUUGUCGGAUUCUUUCCUGCCCGUCGGAUUCCCGCACUCUGUCUCCUCUGACUACCUUGCCUACCAGACGUUUGAUUCACUGCAGGCCUUUUUCUCCACUAUCACAUCGCUCCUCGCAAACAGAGCCCUGCUGCAAGGCCUUGGCGUCGGCGAUGCCAAUUCUUCCGCCACCUUCGCGCUUCUUUUGACCAUAUUGCGCGACGCCACUUCAAGAGUCGCGACUAUUGUGUUUGCGCACCGCUUCGGCCUCCGGAUAGAGCCAGACGCCAAACGCUACCGGUUCCUUGCCGACUUGUUCAACGACACGGCCUUUUUCCUCGAGCUGUACAGCCCGUAUCUGUCGCCGCUGGCAAAGGUCGUUGUUCUCAGCGUUGGCGAGGCGCUGCGAGCGCUGUGCGGGGUGUCGGCGGGCGCGAGCAAGGCUGCUCUUAGCAUGCAUUUUGCAAAGCACGAUAACCUGGCUGAGCUGAAUGCAAAGGAGGCCAGUCAGGAAACCGCCGUGGGGCUUAUUGGGCUCCUGGUCGGAACCAUUGUCGUCAAGGUGGUUGAAGACCAUCGAAGCGUUGUUUCUCUGAUGAUUCUUCUCGUCUUCGGUCAUCUAUGGAUGAAUUACCUCGGCGUGCGCAGCGUCCAGAUGGCCACUUUAAAUCGCCAGCGCGCCACAAUUCUAUUUCAAGAGUAUUUGCGGACCGGAAAGGUGCUCUCACCUGCUGAGGUCGCCAAGCGCGAAUACAUUAUUGUCUGGAGCUCUGUUGUCUCGAACCGUCACGGCCAGGAAGUCGCUAAGAUCGAAAUGGCGAAGAGCUUUGGGCACGCGAUGAGCAGCUCCGUUGGCAGAGUCAAGAUUCUCGAUGGCGACAAGUAUUCAAUUACUGCGACGCCAGCCGUGCCUCACAAGAAAACCACGUUGUGUAUAUUGCUCUGGGACGACGUACUGCCGAAGCAAGCCAUCAUGGCCUGGUUCGAGGCCGUCGAGAUGGCAUGGGUUAUGGACAGGCAGACUGGCUUCACGCCGAAUUUAAAGCGCAUGUUCAGCGAUCAAAGUGUUCUUGUUGACGGAUACGUGAAAUACUUUGCUGGUAAGGAACUCUGGGCGAGCAUGGCCGAUAAAGGUUGGGACUUGUCUACACAGUUGCUAGAGACAGCUGCGCCGGUCAGAUUAACAGCUCGCAAGCUGAGCAAGAAGGAAUAUUAG
Beauveria bassiana ARSEF 2860 is the source of this 1404-nucleotide messenger RNA. Its product is annotated as DUF647 domain protein. Lineage: Eukaryota; Fungi; Ascomycota; Sordariomycetes; Hypocreales; Cordycipitaceae. The transcript is spliced from 2 exons. The coding region runs from base 1 to 1404 and encodes 467 amino acids. The record is from RefSeq and is a predicted model, not a curated record.